Dermacentor andersoni is the source of this 1854-nucleotide messenger RNA. RefSeq lists its product as uncharacterized. Gene Ontology annotation, molecular function: nucleic acid binding. The record is from RefSeq and is a predicted model, not a curated record. Gene Ontology annotation, biological process: DNA integration. Lineage: Eukaryota; Metazoa; Arthropoda; Arachnida; Ixodida; Ixodidae.
AUACCCAAGAAGCUACGGAAAGAAAUGCUGGACCGCGUGCACGAGGGACACCUCGGGGUGAACAAGGCAAAGGCGAGAGCUAGAGCCCUAAUGUAUUGGCCGGCUAUGCAAAAGGACAUUGAGGAAAAAACGUCAAAAUGUGAGACCUGCUGUCGCUACGCGUAUCGGCAGCCAUCAGAGCCAGUGCUAAUGAAGCCUGUCCCUUUGUCGUAGUGGUCAAGAAUAGGGUGUUACGUUUCGCCUACGACGCGCGGUAUAGCCGGCGUGGAUGCAACGGACGCCGGGGCUUCGUUCAAAGCGGCGGACAUUUUGGCCCGUUGGGAGCUCCCGCAAAGCCUCCCCGCCAAGCGCGUCCAGGCGUGUUUCAGUGCCACGUGUCUUCGUGUGUGCGUGUGUGUGUGUGUGCCCACGCUUGUCAAAGCGCGGCAGCCGGGGAGAGGAGCUCCCCAAGUGUGAAGCGAGGAGGUCUGACAGGCGCCGGCUUGGCGGAUGCGUCACUACACUCGUCUCAACGUGUCUCUCAGCCUGUCCGUGCCCGCCGUCACGUGGUCUCGUCACGAGGCCUUCCUCUUGCCCUCAACUCCGAGAGUAUAAGAGCAGCUGCCCCCGGACGCCAAGGGAGAGGCUCCGAUUUCUUCUGUUGAGUAACGUGCUCUCCCGUCUCUCCACUUCGGUCGACCUGACCGCCCGCUCUUUUGCGAUGCUAGAAUAAACAAGUUGUUCUGUUACCAGUCGACUCAUGCUUUGCCAGGACCUUCGGAUGCUUCCAGUUGUGCCCCAGGCCGCCAGGCCAACGCUACCCUUGGGGCUUGCGACCCAUUUGCAACAACGGGCGUCAGCGCUGAGAUCCCAACAAGGGUUGGACCUGUGUGAGCAUGCGGGAGUGCACUACUUAGUGGGCUAUGACGCUCACUCAAACUACCCAGAAGUAGAACAGCUGACUCAAACAACGAGCCACCAAGUCAUCCAGAAACUGGAAAUGUGGUUUGCCAGGCAUGGGAUACCUUUAGAAGUGUGCACGGAUGGGGGACCGCAGUUCUCCUCGGGGGAGUUCCUAGAGUUUGCCAAGCUAUGCGACUUUCGACACGUGGUUUCGAGUCCGAGGUUUCCAAGGGCAAAUGGGCUAGCCGAGAAAGGAGUACAAGUGUUCAAAAGACUCCUGAAGAAAACAAAGCAUGCUAAUGAGCCUCUGUGGCUUGGACUUCUAAACUACAGGUCAUCGCCACUAGAGGAUGGAAGGAGCCCUGCGCAGCUGCUGAUGGGAAGACAACUUCGAGGCCGUCUUCCAGACUUCUCCACCCCUCAGGCAACCGAGGUGAAGAAGCAGACACAAAGGCACCGGCCAAGGCCGGAACUACCGCCACUCAGGACAGGAGACACGGCCCGCCUUUUAGAAGAUCAGGGUUGGACUAGCAGAGCCAGAGUAACGCGGCAGGUCACACCACGAUCAUAUUUGAUGGAAACCGAAGACUGGAGCCUACUGCGUCGAAAUCGGCAGCAUAUCCUGCGGACGGCAGAGCCGUUCCACUCGCCUAGUGACACAGCGGGCAGCCCCCACCAUCCUCAGAAAGCUAAUGGCAGCGGCCAAGAAACAAGCCCUGCAGGCACCCCAGAACGUCCACCAGCCUCUGGCCUGCACGACGCAGCAACUCCCAUGCGCCGCCCUGUGCGGGCAAGGAACCCGCGAGUGCGUCUAACUUACGAUGAGAACUUCGAGCAAGAACCUGCUGGACCCUCUCGUGGGAGUGAGGGAGGUGUAACGUAGCCCAGCCUAGCGGGAGCGCAUUGCCCAGCCGGCAACCCUAAGCUCCCAAGAGGCUGUUGCGCGUUCUCGAGUAGUCGGCGUGCAUUGCA